Didymodactylos carnosus is the source of this 4383-nucleotide messenger RNA. The record is from the annotation of a GenBank genome assembly. NCBI's taxonomy places the organism in Eukaryota, Metazoa, Rotifera, Eurotatoria, Philodinida, Philodinidae.
AUGCUUUACGUAUUUCGUGUGGAUAUUGGCGAUACAUAUACAUUCGAGACCGAUCUAGCGUUCAAAGAUGUCAAAACGUUGAAAUCAACAAUCGAACAUAACUAUGGUAUAUCCAAAUCCAAACAAAUUUUGUUGAUUAGUGGAGGAGAAUUAUUAGAUGAUGAUGUUGUUCAAGUUUGUAUGAAGACAUGUGCGGGAACGGAAGAAAAUCCAAUUUAUUUAUUGGAUAAAUCACAUUUAGAACGUUCACAACCGUUACAAAUACGUUGGACAACAGAUAUUCCAACUAUCGAUAAUCAGACAUUGGAACACUGGUUAAAUAUGACGCCAUCAUAUGAAACAGUAAUAGAAAGAGCAAAUACGGCACAAUCAUUCAAUAACUAUGCAAAUCAGAUAGUUCAACGAUGUGUACGUUUUGUUCGUGAACAACAUCAACAAUAUCAAGGAUGGAUGGCUGUUAUUGCAAAUGUUGAAGAUACAUUGUCAAGUUUUUUAUUGAAUCGUGAUUCAUUUCUUCGAUUAUAUAAACAAUAUUUAAUUGAUCGACCAUCUUAUGAAGAAUUACUUAAAAGUAUUCCUCAUACAAUUGAUCUUUUACAAAAAUUAUCUUUACCAACAAAAUUAAUUGAACAAAUGCGUCUUGAUCAUUUACAAUCAUCAACAGCAUCUCAUUCAAAUAUUCAACAGACAAUGACAAGUACAGCAUCUUCAUCUUCAAUAACAUCGUCUGUUUCAGAAACGAGUACAAAUAGUUUACCAUCACCAUCGCAUACACAUCAACAAUCAUUUACAACUCUACUAGGAGGAGAUGGCCACGGACGUCAACAUCAACAAGUGUUUUUAUCCUUAUAUGAAUGGAUUACAGCACAGUUAGCAAAUAUGAAACUUCCAGACAUUGUAAAUGGUUGUGUUAGCGCUUGCACGGAAGAACUUGGUAAUAUAAUUAACAAUGAUAUUAAUAUAUUAGCAUCAAAAAUAUCUAGUAAUGACUUGAAACAUAUGUCGGGUAUUGAAGAACGCUUUAGCUUUUUACAAACUGAAGUAGAGCAAGCAAUAUCAUAUGGACGAGAACAAAAAGAUUGUGCGGAAUACAUGGUAAACCAACGUCAGACAUUAAGUACAAAUAUUCGAAAUCAACGUGAUAUGACAUUAGUUAAGGAUAUUUCUCGUAUUCACCGUGAAAAUUUGAUGGGUAUUGCUAAACGACAUACCAAAUUAAUUGAUAUUGAGAAAAAAAUAUCUAAAUCGAAACAGGAUAUUAUCAAACAAUUACAUUUAAGAUUUAAAAAUAUAAUGUUUUUGCAACGUCAAUUAGUUGACUAUGAUGCAAAAAUCUCAUUAUAUAUUCAUAAAUUACAACGUUUGAAAAAAAUGACACAAUUUUUAAAACAAUUGAGACAAUCACCAUACAUUUAUUUCACAUUUUUAUUCGAAUGUUUAAGACGAAAAGAAUAUUCAAAUAUUUUCAAUCAGUUUUCACAAACUCUUGCUAAAGAAUCAAAAAUUGUUUAUAAUGAUGAAUUGAGUCGACGUGAACAGUUUUUAAAACAGUAUGAUAAUCAUUUCCUGUUUAAUUUAUUUCCCGGUUUAAAAGUGAUACCAAGUUUUUUCAUUAAAGAACCUGUUCAUUUAUUGGAUACAACAAUUCCAAAUUUUUCUUCUCAAGAGUUAGAACGUGUUUUUGACGCUAUUCCAGAAAUAAAAGAGAACAGUACAAUUGCCUAUGCAAAUGAUUCGUCUAUUGAUUUAUCAAAUAUAAUUGAAUGUAUAAAAUUAUUUACUGAACGAGAAUCGUCUCCAUUAAUCACCACAUCUACAAAUGGUACUGCAUUAAUAACAACUAUAAUACCUUCCACAUCAUCUUCGAAUAGUCGCUCAAUGGCUCGUUCUCCAUCAUCUUCUGAUCUUGAAAAUGAUUCCACGCCAAUACAUACUCCAAUUACAUCAAAAUCAGUUAUUGAUGAAAAUACAGUAAUAACAAAUAAUGAAACUUGUACAUGUCCUACAUUGUCAAAUAAUUCUAAAAAUACAGCGGAAUUUGUUCAUGAUAUUAACAAAGAUGAUCGAUCAUUUGAAUAUAACAAAACGUUAGAUAGACAAAAUAAUGAUACAACAGCUGAUGCAGAAAAUGGUUCAACUGUAUUAUCUUCGAAAAGUGAAUAUACACCGGAACAAUUAAAAUCAGAAGAAGAUGAACAACAACUUAUUGAUGAAUCAAAUAAUACAUUGGGUGAUGAUUAUAUUCAAUGUAGUUUAGAUACAGUUUAUUGUUCAACAGAAAUGAAAAAUGAAGAUGAUGUUAGAAUACCAUCAACAACAUUGAAUACCAAUGAUAGUGCAGUACAAACCGAAUCAUUAGAUAUUUAUUCAAUUCAAUCACUCAAACAACUUAAAACAUUAGUUCACUCACUUCAUACGACACAUGAACAAUUGAAAAUAGAUUGUGAUCAAGAUAAAUCAAAUUAUUUAGAUUUUAUUCAAAAAUUUCGUCAUUUAUUUGAUCAUACAAUAGUAAAAUUUAUACAAAAUAUACAAGAGAAAGUUGAUAAACAAGAAGAAUUGAAUGAACAAUUGAAACAAGAAUUAUUAACACAAACAACAGAUAAUGAAACAUUAAAGAUCCAGUAUGAUGUCUGUGAUCAAUCAAAAGUUGAAUUAAAGGAAAAAUAUGAUCAGUUACAGAUAGACUACGAUGAAUAUAAAAAACAAUCAGACAAUGAGACACAUCAGAUUGUUCGUGCAUUAAAUAGUGAUUUUGAAUUUGAAUUAGAAAGAAUUCGAACUGAACAUGAAUUAACAAAAACCGAAUUAACUUUUCAAAACGAAAAAUAUGAUAAGUUAAUCAAUGAAAUGAAUUCUGAACAAACACGAGAGAAUGUCAUUCAAACAUCGAUACAAACAGAUACAAUUGAAGUGAAUGAUAAAGAAACAAUGGUUGAAAUUAAAAGUAAAAUAUUUGAUAAUAUUGAAACACAAACGGUACAAAUUAUGAACGAUGAUAAAGAAUUACAAACAAGUUUUACGGAACAACAAAAUAAAGUACAAGAUGAACACAAACAAUCGAUUGUUCCUCUUCCAUCCACGUCAAUGAAAGAACAACAGAUUCAAUUCAAUCAAGCGAUUCAACGUGCCGUUCAAAAUGCAACAAUUCAAAAAACAAAUCAAAUUAAUGAAUUAGAAAACAAUUUAGAAGAGAAACGUUUAAAGAUACGUAAAUUGAAAGAAUGCAUUAGAAAAUUGAAAAAUUUUUAUACAUUCUCAACAUCACAAACAAAUUUACACACUAAUUUGACACCAAUGGUUGGUUCUCCACCUUCAGCUGUAGCCGGUCUAUCAUCAACACCAACCGAUGCAAGCGAUGGCGAAGACGAUGAGAGUGCCAAUGAUGAUAAUUUAUUCGAUCGAAAUGUAAGAGCGAAACGAACAACAAUAAUAACGGCGAAGGAGCGAUUAAUUUCAAUCGAUGAAAAUGACGGUAGACAAACAGAAGAGGAGAUGGAUGAAAAUUUAGAUGAACAAGGUGAUAAACUACGACAUGCAUUCAUGUCAAGGAGUGAGCCAAUCAAUAUGCCAAGUACAUUUAUUCAACAAAGUGUUAUGAGUAGUGGGUUAGCUGUACAAACAUCGUCUCCAUCUUCAGCGAGUGAUCUACAACGUAAAUCAUCACCAACUUUUGCAGGACUGACAACAUCAUUAGCGGUUACACCGACCAGUUCUACAACCGUGACAAAUUUCAUCGAAUCAUUUGCAUCUUCAUUGAAAACUUCUCCAGUCGAAUAUCAAGGCACAUACGAGCUAUACACCCCAUUUGCUGCCUCACCCGGUACAAGUCUUCCACCAACAGGUACAACACCUAACACAACUAGUCUGUAUGGUAUAAAUAUAGCAGCUGAAUCGUGUUUAAAAGAAAAAUUUUCAAAAGUGUUAGAAUCUACAUCAUCUGUUACUCUCGCCUCGCCAUCUGUGCCAACGGCGCCGUCGUUAAUAUCAUUUUAUACGGUUAAUCGUUCAGACAAAGUUAUUGUGUAUUAUGAACAAAAAUAUCAACAAUAUAUUAUUUAUACUCUUUUACCAACAUUACAUUUUGUUCAUUCGGACUGUUACGAACUCUUACAAAUAAACAAAAUCGUUCCACAGAUACAAGAAGCAGCAGCAGCAACAACAACAACAGAAGACACCGAUACAUUAGUUAAUAGCUCAAUCACACUCACGUCGACAUUAGCACCUAGUUGUCAACCAAUAUUAGGACAAGUAACAGAUAAAGAAUAUUGUCAAGCAAAAAAGAUAAAUAAUCGUUUCAACGUGCCAUUAGGAACGAAAUUUUAUCGCGUAAGGGUUAAGCCGUGGAAACCCGGACAACAAAAUAUCAAGAUGGAUUCUUGA